AGAGAAAAAGAAAUGGAAGAAAGAUUUAGAGAAACAUCAGUGAAGCUUGAAAGACGAGGCUGGGAUGUCGCAUGCCGGCUUGUUUGGCCUAGAAUGCUCUUCUUAACAACAGGCUGUGGGUUGUCACUCAAUUUAUUAUAUUUUUUGAUGUUUGAGUACAAUAUAAAGAGCAUCACGGCGAUUCAAAUCUGCUGUUUGAUUUUCGGUUUCGUUUACAUGGUCGGACUUGCCGGAGCCGUUGCAGAUUACUGCUACUUUGGCUCUUUCCGUAUUAUUACGGUUUUUUCCGUCAUCUCCUUUCUCGGCACGGUGAUGUUAAGUCAAGUACAUGCGCCAUCUGAAACCCCGACAAAAUAUCAAUUUGGACUUGUCUUUGUAUCCAUAGCACUGGCUUUAUCAGGAUUUGUAGCCGUUUCUAAUUCUUACGGGUUUUUGAAAAGAGAUCAGUAUGACAAACCACCAACUGCUCGUUGGAACAUAUCUUGCAUUUGUUUUUUCAACUACGUUACCAUUGGAGGCCUCGUCACGGCUAUCGGUUUGGGAGGAGAAAAAAAAGUUUGGAAUUUCGGGUUUUCAAUGUGUUGCGGUACUAACGUGAUGGGAUUAAUCUUGUUUUUGUGUGGAACAUGCUCAUAUCGACUGCGCAAGCCUCAAGAAACUGUGAUUUCAUCAAAAAAUGACCACUCGACUAAAACUAUCCCAUUGUUUGUAACUGAUAUUUUCUUGCACGCCUCUGAUAUUAUGUUGAACUCCCUAAUAACGCUUCAAGCCCUAACUAUGAACAGGCACUUCGAACCGGACUCUAUAAUGCCAGCAAGCUGUUUCGGAUUCUUUUCGCUGCCAACUAUAUUCCUUUCGCUAGCUAUCAUCGACUUUUUGAUAGUCCCAAAAUGCAAGAAACUAAGCAUCUCCUGGGGCAUCGGAUUAACCCAUGUCUUGACCAUCCUCACUCUCAUAGCGUCCGCCGUGAUCGAGUCUCGAAGGCUCAAUCAUCUCACAAACAAUCUCAGUUCGAUGUCAGCCUUUUGGCUUAUGAUACCCGAAGCAAUAUUAGGGUUUAAGUUUGGAUUUUAUUUCCGAAGAAACGGCAGAAUGUACUGUCGGGAAAGGCCAGUAGAAGAAAUAACUACUGUUCUUAUGCGUACAUUCUUACUUGGAAUGGGAUGUUUUGUAAGCAUACUAAUCAUUCAAAUCUUCCUUCAAUUCACACACUGGCUACCUCAUAAUAUCAAUGAUGGAAGAUUGGAUUAUGUAUUUUGGACGUUGGCAGCAAUUGGGUGCCUCAACUUUGCACUCCAUUUAAUUAUUACAAACAACUUUGAGUUUCCCACUUUUCGAUUCUAUGCCGGUCAUGACGAUGAUAAUGAUGAAGCUGCUCAUGGAUCGAACUUACAAGUUGCCUAGCAGAUUAUGAUCAUGUUUUUAUUUAUUUCAUUUUGAAUACCAUACUUCUAUAUAUUUCCUUUUUUAA
This is a messenger RNA of Mercurialis annua (annual mercury), 1471 nucleotides long. Its product is annotated as protein NRT1/ PTR FAMILY 1.3-like. NCBI's taxonomy places the organism in Eukaryota, Viridiplantae, Streptophyta, Magnoliopsida, Malpighiales, Euphorbiaceae. The record is from RefSeq and is a predicted model, not a curated record. Gene Ontology annotation, molecular function: transmembrane transporter activity. The transcript is spliced from 3 exons. Gene Ontology annotation, cellular component: plasma membrane. Gene Ontology annotation, biological process: transmembrane transport. The coding region runs from base 13 to 1404 and encodes 463 amino acids.